AUGCAGAAGAUGGACCAGACCAAGAAGUGGAACAAGCCAAAGUUCCGAGGUCGCAACAGUGACAAGGAACAAGAUAUGGAGGAGUUUGACUUGCCUGUCUCGCUGACGGCUUCAGCGCGAAAGCAUAUCAAAGCAUUCGUCGAAGAGUUCCUCGACUCAUCGUUCAACCCGUUGUUCCUGCAUCUCCGGAAAGCGAUCGAGCGCGAGACGGAGCGUGUGCAAGUACGGCAUCCUCGACAAUUCUUCUACCUGGCAUCUUGGUUCCUAAAAGCUGAAUGUGCGAGACGCCGGAUGAUGAAAGAGCGCGCAGCAGAUCCCAAGAGUGUUGAAGUACUCACAGCUGAAGACGAGAGCUACGGCCUCGUCGCUGAGGUUAUGAACCAAGAAACUUUCAUCCUCUUGAAUCGGUUCAUGCAAAAGAGUCAAGACGAAAAGGCAUGGCGAGAUCUGAACGCAGGGCUUAGAUGCUUCACUCAGAUCUUGCUUACCGUCCACGAAAUGUCCGAGUCGGCGUUGGAAGACGAUCAAGAAAUCGCAGAGAACAUUCAGAAUCGUAUCUUCUACGAAGAGGCUACACAUGACCGCAUCAUCACGAUAUUAAGAUCUUACAAAGAUCAGGGGUUCGGAUAUCUGGACGCCGUCACAGAAUUAUCGCACGUGUUUUUACGAAUGCUCGAGCGCUACUCAAAACAAAACGUAGACAUGCAAAUACGAUCGAAGAAGCGAACUCGGAAGAUCAAGAAGAAGCAAGUGCAAGCGGCUGGAGAAGGAGGUGAAGACGAAGGUCCACCCUCGGAAACUGAAGACCUACAACAAGCACAAAGGACUGUAUCAGAGCGAAAAUUCGACUUCGCGCGCUUCUCAGCCAAAUUUGUGAAUCAAAGUAGCGUCAAUACUUUUGUGGCAUUCACAAGGUUUUACAAUGACCUUGACACUGAGCAGCUGAAGCGUGCGCAUCGCUUCUUCCACCGCGUAGCGUUCAAGAUGGAGCUAGGUGUUUUGCUAUGUCGAGUAGAUAUCCUGGCACUGUUCAACAAGAUGAUGAAAGGCCCAGAAGGCCUGGACCCCGACUCUCCGGCUUACAAAGAGUGGGACGAUUUCGUACGAUACUUCUUCAGACAAGUCGUAAAAAGGGUGCAAAAACGUCCCGAACUUGUGGUAGAGAUGCUCUUCAGCAAGAUCCCAGCCACGCUGUUUUUCCUCGAGCAUGGGUAUGAUCGAGAAAUAAUUGUGAGGGCGCCGCGAGCGCCAGCAGAACUGGAGGUCAAGCCCGGCAUGGAGCACUCUGAGCAGAUUGGUGUUGCAGUAGGCGUGCUGGUCAAUGAAUCAAAGUCUGAUGCGUUACGGUGGAUAAGAGAUGUACUCACCUCAGCAAUUGAAGAGCGUAAGGCUUGGGAGGAUGCAGAUGAAGCGCGCAAGUUACUCGCAGCUGCGGAACUUGGGGAGGGCGAUGGCGUCGCCGAGAACCCUGAAGUUGAAGCUGAAGCGCCAAAGCCGCCAUCGAUUCUCAUCAAGCACGACACUGAAGAACGCCGAGUUGCUAUGUUCAAGGAUAACAAAUUGCGAUUGCUCAUGAACCUCGUAGGACUCACAAGAUUGGGCGAACCUCAUGACCCAGAUGCUAGCUGGGUAAUUCCUUCCUCGCUUACGUCUACUCAACUGCAGGAAGCAAUCGAUCUCAUCCGCAAGUUUGAAUAUGACCCACCAAUUUAUGAGGAUGGUAAAGGGCCUGAAGCCCUGAUUCGUAGCAAAGCAGUGGCAGCACGCCAAUCGACACGUCGAGCUGAAUUUGACGACGACUCGGAUGGCAUCGACGACACACCUGAAGAUCUCGGUGAAUAUGCUCCCUUGGGACCAACUACACGAAAACCAGACGAACUCCGGAAAAAGCUCGUACGACGCCGCCGAGAACGGACACCGGUAGAGCUCGACGAAGAAGAAAUGGAUCGUAGAGCAGAAGCCCGCCGCAAGAAAGAAGCUAAGAAGAAGGCAGCGGAGAAGAGCACAGCAUUUGUACAUGAUUCCGACGACGAAGACUGGGAUGAAGAGAAAGACGCUGCGUUCUUCGCGCGAGAAGAAAGAAUACGCCAAGAGACACAAGAAGCAUUCAAACGGUCACUUGCACUCGGUAGUUCAGAAACUGCGGCUUCGAAGAAGAGGAAAGCUGAUGAGCCGGAGAAGAAGAGUAAGAGGAGGAAGGAGCCGCCGAAACAAAGGAGGCCGUUUGAGGAUAGUGAUGAUGAGGAGAUUGAGGAUGCUGUCAGUAGCAGGGCGGUUUCUGAAGAUGCGAGUAAUAGCGCAGAUGAGGAUGAAGCUACGGACACUCCACUGUCUUCACAGAAUGCUGCAGCUGCAGCUGUCAGUGAUGAUGAUACACCGAGGAAAACUGCAACGACGAGCAAAGAUAUCGCUAUGGAUGAUGCGGAGGAAGAAGACGACGAUGAUAUUGUGCCAGUCGCGAGAAAACCUGCAGGGAGGAAUACGAGGGCGGGAUUUGUUAUCGACAGCGAUUCAGAGUGA
Molecule: messenger RNA, 2520 nt
Organism: Plenodomus lingam JN3
Lineage: Eukaryota; Fungi; Ascomycota; Dothideomycetes; Pleosporales; Leptosphaeriaceae
Source: RefSeq, a predicted model, not a curated record